UCCACGCCACUUGUCUCAGUGUCCUCAGUCAAGUUUGAGCAGCCCGGAGGAGAACGAAACCCCGGGGGCCUUCAAGGUCACCCCGGACGCGCCCUCACUGACCCUCCAAGCGCCCCUUGCCCUUUCUCUGCCUCCUGCAACCCCUGGCCUGAGUCUCAGCAUGGCGGACGAGAGCAGCGAUGCGGAGGGGUGCCCGCCCCCCGCUCCCACCCCGAUCCGACGACGGUCCUCGGCCAACUACCGCGCGUACGCCACGGAGCCGCACGCCAAGAAAAAGUCCAAGAUCUCCGCCUCGAGGAAACUGCAGCUGAAGACCCUGAUGCUGCAGAUUGCGAAGCAAGAGCUGGAGCGGGAGGCGGAGGAGCGGCGCGGAGAGAAGGGGCGCGCUCUGAGCACGCGGUGCCAGCCCCUGGAGCUGGCCGGGCUGGGCUUCGCGGAGCUGCAGGACUUGUGCCGACAACUCCAUGCCCGCGUGGACAAAGUGGAUGAAGAGAGAUACGACGUGGAGGCGAAAGUCACCAAGAACAUCACGGAGAUCGCAGAUCUGACCCAGAAGAUCUUUGACCUUCGGGGCAAAUUUAAGCGGCCCACCCUGCGGAGGGUGAGGAUCUCUGCGGAUGCUAUGAUGCAGGCACUGCUGGGUGCCAGGGCUAAGGAGACCUUAGACCUGCGGGCCCACCUCAAGCAGGUGAAGAAGGAGGACACAGAGAAGGAAAACCGGGAGGUGGGAGACUGGCGUAAGAACAUCGAUGCGCUGAGUGGAAUGGAGGGCCGCAAGAAAAAGUUUGAAGGCUGAGCCGGCCUGCCCCCUGCCCUAGCGCUGCAGGUGUCCCGGAGGAAUAAACCUUCUCUCUGAGCUA
Molecule: messenger RNA, 860 nt
Organism: Leptonychotes weddellii (Weddell seal)
Lineage: Eukaryota; Metazoa; Chordata; Mammalia; Carnivora; Phocidae
Gene: TNNI3
Product: troponin I3, cardiac type
Biological process (GO): cardiac muscle contraction; skeletal muscle contraction
Cellular component (GO): troponin complex
Source: RefSeq, a predicted model, not a curated record